AUGGCCAUCCCCGACUCAAUGAAGGCCGUGCAGGUCGUCGAGUACAACCAGCCGUACGUGCUCAGCACCGUGGCCGUGCCCAAGGACCUCGAACCGCACGACCUGCUCGUCAAGGUCGCCGUCGCCUCCUUCUGCCACACCGACCUCAUGGUGUUGGAGGGCAAGUUUGGCGGCACCAAGAAGCCGAUCACAGGCUCCCACGAAGGAUCCGGAACCGUCGUGGCCAUCGGAUCGGCCGUGGCUGCCUCGCGCGAAUUCAAAGUGGGCGACCGCGUCAUGUGCGGCACGCCGCGCAACACCUGCGGCGCCUGCGGCGAGUGCACGGGGCCCGAGUCCAACCGGCAGUACUGCUCGGCACUGGAAGGCCACUGCGGCGUGCUGUCCGUCGACGGAUUUUUUGCAGAAUACGCGCGUGUCGAUGCGCGCUGGACGACGCUCCUGCCGGGCAAUGUGUCUUUAUUGGCGGCCGCACCGCUGGCGUGCGCAGGGCGGACGGCCUGGCGGGGCCUGCAGCAGGCCAUCCAGCACGCUUCCUUGAAGCCCCGGUCGUGGGUCUGUGUGGUCGGCGCCGGCGGUGGCCUCGGUCAUAUGGCCGUACAGUUUGCCGUGCAAUCAGGGAUGCGUGUGAUUGGCAUUGACGCCCGCCCUGAGGGCCUGGCAGCGACGCGUGAGGCCGGUGCCGAACUGGUGCUGGACGCGCGCGACGGAAAAGACGCCAAUGUCGCCGCAGUACAAGAGGUGACGGGUGCAUUGGCGGGCGGCGUCGACGCUACGCUUCUGGUGGCCGACGUGACGAGCGCAGCUGCCCUUGCGUGUGCCGUGACACGCAAGCACGGCACCGUGGUCGAGCUGGCGCAGCCCGAUACCUUUACAAUUCCGUUUGCCGAGCUGAUCAUGCGCGACAUCAAGCUUGUGGGCAGUUGUUUCUGCUCGCCGCAAGAGAGCCGGGACAUGGUGGCUUCCAUUCAGAAGCACGGCAUCGAGCUGCAUACGGUACCGUUCCAGGGCCUGGAAAAGAUCCACGACUUGGUGGAGCUGGUGCGCAGCGGCACGAUCAAGGGCAAGGCGGCGAUUGUCGUGGACGAUGCGCAGGUGCAGCGCGACGUCACAUUGGCGGGCACCUCGAAGUUGUGA
Molecule: messenger RNA, 1134 nt
Organism: Sporothrix brasiliensis 5110
Lineage: Eukaryota; Fungi; Ascomycota; Sordariomycetes; Ophiostomatales; Ophiostomataceae
Exons: 1
Coding region: 1-1134 (377 amino acids)
Molecular function (GO): oxidoreductase activity
Source: RefSeq, a predicted model, not a curated record